GGGCCAAAUGGGCUUGAGGAGUGGGUGGGCAGCGCGUACCUGUUUGUGGAGUCCUCGCUGGACAAAGUGGUCUUGUCCGAUGCCUACGCUCACCAGCAGCAGAAAGUGGCAAUGUACAGGGCUCUCCGGACUGCCCUGGCAGCACUCCUUGCCCAAGAUCCUUCCCCAGUACCUCCCUUUCCAGCCUACUUUUCCCACCUCAGGGUUGAGGCCACAGGAGGUUGAAGCUGGUUGGGGGAUCUGGCCCCAGCCUCAGAACAGCGAGAGCCCCUCCCCUUGGGAGGAGGGCAGCAGUACUAGGAGGCGGAAGACCUGAAACCUCCCGCCUACUGCAUGGCCAGCUGCCUGCCCAGAGGUCUUGGCUGCCCAGGGCAAACGCCCCUUUCUACGCUGCAAAGUCUCUUCCACGUCCCUUUUGCCCACCCUCAUUUGAGGCUUCAGGGAUGUGGCGAGAGUGGCACCCACUCCGUCUCAGGGUGAUCCCUGUGAUAGGUCCUGGCCUUUAUUCUGGGUUGUUGCUGUUUACCUCCCCAUUCUGCUUCCCAGCCGGGAGCUCUGGGGUAUACCCGCGCCCCUAGGUGUCUGGGGGUGGGGAAGGCGUCUCAUCUCGGGCUUCAUUCCUUCUCCCGCCUCAUGGAGCAUGGCCCCGCAUGGGGACCGCAUGGCGCCUGACUGCCCGCCUCCGCAGAGAGUGGCGGGAGCCCCGACGUGCUGCAGAUGCUCAAGAUCCACCGCAGCGACCCGCAGUUGAUCGUGCAACUGCGUUUCAGCGGGCGCCAGACGUGCGGCCGCUUCCUCCGCGCCUACCGCGAGGGGGCGCUGCGAGCCACGUUGCAAGGGUACCUGGCUCGGGCACUGGCCCUGAACGCUGUGCCGCUGCAACUGGAACUGCGUGCUGGCGCCGAGCAGCUGGAUGCCGUGUUGACCGACGAGGAGCGCUGUUUGAACUGCAUAUGCGCGCAGAAGCCUGACCGGCUCCGGGAUGAGGAACUCACCGAGUUGGAGGAUGCGCUCAGGAAUCUGACAUGCGGCUCGGCGGCGGGCCAAGGGGGAGACGUGCAAGGCACUCCGGCUCCCUCGCAGUCUCUGGCACCUUCUCCGCCAGAGGAGAAACCGCCACCCCCGCCGCCUGGCCAGACUUUUUUCUUCCAGGGUCAGCCCAUAGUGAACCGGCCGUUGAACCUGCAGGAUCAACAGAAGUUCGCCCGCUCCGUGGGCCUCAAGUGGCGCAAGGUGGGGCGGUCUCUGCAGCGCAGCUGCCGCGCGCUGCGGGACCCGGCGUUGGACUCACUGGCCUAUGAAUACGAGCGCGAAGGGCUAUACGAGCAGGCCUUCCAGCUGCUGCGGCGCUUCGUGCAGGCCGAGGGCCGCCGUGCCACGCUGCAGCGCCUGGUGGAGGCACUCGAAGAGAACGAGCUCACCAGCCUGGCGGAGGACUUGCUGGGCCUCGCGAACCCUGACGGUGGCCUGGCCUAGGCAGAGUACCAGAGAAAGGGGAGGUCGGUCAGUUGCCCAGUCAGGGUUUGGAGCAUCUGGAUGACUGUAGGGUCCCUCCUGCUGCUACUGCUGACCUCUUGUCCACCAUGCUACUCUGAGACCACACUUAGCAACCCCACUUAGCUGAGUUGCUGGAGCUGCUGCGCAGAGAUGAUGACGGCCCUCUCCAGGAGUCAGACAAGCACCCACCGUGUCUGCUGGGGUGCCAAUGGGCAGUUGUGUUCUAGAUACUAGGAUAGAGACAGAGUGAAUGGGUCUCUGUCCUAGUAUCUAGAACAGACCUGCUGCAAGGUCUGUUUCACCUUCUCCCACCCUAGAAGAAGGACUUUCAGCCAGACUUUACCUCUUCAUUCAUUAUUAUUCAUUAAGGACCUGCUGUAUCCUAGGUAUCAUCCUGGGUGCUGCAAAUACUGUGGUGAACAAAACACACGAAUCUUGUCUGUCGUCAGUUUACAAUCAGUGUGGGACUCUGAAUAUAAAGUAAUAAAAUACUACCCAUUUUUUGGAUGUGAAAAA
Molecule: messenger RNA, 2013 nt
Organism: Cervus elaphus (red deer)
Lineage: Eukaryota; Metazoa; Chordata; Mammalia; Artiodactyla; Cervidae
Gene: TRADD
Product: TNFRSF1A associated via death domain
Exons: 4
Coding region: 718-1476 (252 amino acids)
Biological process (GO): extrinsic apoptotic signaling pathway; positive regulation of canonical NF-kappaB signal transduction
Cellular component (GO): tumor necrosis factor receptor superfamily complex
Molecular function (GO): transmembrane receptor protein tyrosine kinase adaptor activity
Source: RefSeq, a predicted model, not a curated record